Messenger RNA from Ornithorhynchus anatinus (platypus), 1928 nucleotides. Its product is annotated as translation initiation factor IF-2. The transcript has 3 exons. The coding region runs from base 1 to 840 and encodes 279 amino acids. The record is from RefSeq and is a predicted model, not a curated record. Lineage: Eukaryota; Metazoa; Chordata; Mammalia; Monotremata; Ornithorhynchidae.
AUGAGCGCCAUCUCCAUCCACCGGGAGCACACUCCUUUUGGGGAGCGAGGACCUGGGCUGCUUUUGAUCCUACGAUUCUCUGCCCGCCCCCCACCGUGCCCUGCCCCGGCUGGUCCCGGCCUGGCUGGUGCCCUGCCCCAGCUGGUCACUGCCCCGGCUGGUACCCUGUCCCGGCUGGUGCGCUACCCCGGCUGGUACCCUAUCCCGCCUGGUGCCCUGCCCCUGCUCGUGCCCUGCCCCAGUUGGCACUCUGCCCCGGCUGGUCCCGGUCCGGCUGGCGCCCUGCCCGGGCUGGUCCCGGCCCGGCUGGUACCCUGCCCCGGCUGGUCCCGGUCCGGCUGGUGCCCUGCCCCGGCCGAUGCCCUGCCCCGGCUUUUGCCCGGCCCUGCUGGUGCCCUGCCCGGCCGGUUCUCGGGCCGGGUCUUAGCUCUGGCUCCGCUCGCUGACCCGGACCCCCCUCGGCUGCCAAGAAGGUCGGCGAGCUCGCAGCCCCCUCUCACUGAAGGGUGCAACUGCACGCGGGGUCUGAAGGGGACCUUAAGUAGGGGUCUGUGCCUUGGGCGAGCACUGGGGCCCUACCUGCCUCCCGUGCAGUUGCCGAACAGAGAGCCCUGCCCCCACCCCGAUCUACAGGCCUCAGGCUCCCUCCCCUGCUUGGUAGGGGAGAGUGUGCCUCAUCCACAGAGGCAGAAACUUCAGACGGAUUGUGUGAAGGAAGAGGGGGCCGUCGGUCUCGGCGACAGCUUCUGCUGGAGUGGGGCUUCCCAGACAGACACCUCUCAAGGAGGCCAAAUGCCCCUGAUCGGAACCUGUGGUAGGAUGGGAAAUUGGGUCGUCUGAGCCUCGAGUCAUCACUGAGCGAGAGAACAUGGGUCCUGCCCUGCGAGGCCCCACAAGGCGUGGGUGCAAGGCCUGACUCUGGGAAGGACCGGCGUUUGACUUGGCUGGUCUUGCCACCACCUCCUUAGCUGUCAAAGAUGCCUGAUAACUACUGGGUUUAUCUAUGGCUACCACACUCCACUGGCCUUGUGCCUCUUUAAGCAGGGGCUUUGCCAGCCAAACAGCAGAAGACAUCUGUCAGCAUCCAGAGCUUCAUCCUGAACUGUUACCUUUGGGGGCACCAAGUGGCCAAGGACCAUUUGCUCAAGAUGUGUGAAAGGGGAAACCAUGGUGUGGGAGGUGGACAGGGGAGGCUGCGCCCGAGAGGGCGGGUUUCCGGCUCAGGGACUCUGCUUGGCCCUGGAGACUGCGUGUCCAUUGGGAAAACACUGGAAAAAUUGUAGCUGAAUUACCACACUCUGUCAGCAGUAAACUGAAAAAACAGAACAAUGACAUAAAUUUCAAAGGAAUGAAAAUAGGCACUUUAUAUUUCGGAGUGGCUCAAAACAAUUUCUUUUGGUGGCUCGGUAAUGGGUCAUAUUUAUUUAUUUAUGUAUUUAUUGCACCAAUGGGGUGUUAAUGAAAAGGUUUCUUUUCUCUCUCAGAAAGCCGUUUGCAUGAAACCAGCAGUGGUAGCAAAAAUGGAACGCAUCUCCCAAGUCUGGCUUUGAUUCUAAGGCCUGGUCCCGACCCGAUCUCAGAAUCUUCUGACUGGACUCACAAGUCACACCCAAUUCAGCAUCUGACCUGAUUAGUCUCCGGCUUGACAGCAGUUAAAAAAAUCAAUUUGAACACAUCAUUUUUAACUUUCAGAGCAGUUCAACCCUCCUGUAAGAAUUUCCUAGUUUACUUGCCCAAGUGCCUGGUUCAAUUCUCUGCCCACAGUAAGUGCUCAAUAAAUACCAUUGAUUUGACUGAUGGAUUCCCACUUGGUGGAAGUUAAAGCAAAAAUCAAUCAAACAUUUUAUAAUUGUAGAAAUCCUCACUGUACUUAAACAUAAUACCUAAUGAAUUAAAAUAAUGCAAAUAAAAUAUUUUUAGAGAAAAAA